AAUCAACCCCACAACUUGAUGUUGUUAAGCAUAAAUUAUUAAAGAAAGCACCCUAAAGCCUAAAGUAUACCAUGUGAGAUUAGUUUAAUAUAACAGCUUUAACCAAACAAAUUGGACUACUUUAAAACUAUAACAGAGGAAAGAAGAUAAACCGUCAAAGUUAUUGACAAAAGGGCAAGGGCUAUUCCUGUGAUUUCAUUCAAAUUUCCCAUUAUUCCAGGAAAACAGAAAGAGAAAGUGUGUGAGUGUGACCACACUUGACAGCCGUCUCCAGCCCAUCUCCCCCGCUCCACCUCCCGUUAUAUAUAUCCCUUCUCUCCCUCUCCCUCUCCCUCUCCCUCCACCACCACCAGCAGCAGUAACACCAUCACCACUAGUACCACCACCCUCCACCGCCACAAUGUCGGUCCCUCAUUUUCUAUCAGUACUCCUUGCGACAUUUGUUAUAAGCUCCAUCUCCUCUUCUGCAACUAUCUCCUCCAGUAAAGCUCAGACUUUUAACAUAAAACCUGAAUCUUUCUUCAAUCCAAAACUCCCGCCCAGAACCCUCUCCUCCAACAAGAAGUUCGAGGGCUCCUCCAACCUCGUCGACCUCAGAUACCACAUGGGUCCCGUCCUUUCUUCCUCUCCGAUCAAAAUUUAUCUUAUAUGGUACGGCCGAUGGUCUGCUCCUCAGCAGCUCCUCAUCAAGGACUUCAUUCUAUCAAUCUCUUCACUAGCUGAACCUUCCCCCUCUGUCGCCGAUUGGUGGCGCACCGUCUCUCUCUACACCGACCAAACCGGCGCCAAUGUCUCCAAAUCUUUGUUCAUUGCCGGAGAGUACUCCGACACGGCCUACUCUCACGGGAACCAGCUUACCCGGCUUUCUAUUCAGCAAGUAAUUGCCACCGCCGUGAAAUCCGCGCCACUCCCGGUGGACCACAGGAACGGGAUCUAUCUCAUCCUCACCUCACACGACGUCACCGUACAGGAUUUCUGCCGAGCAGUCUGCGGCUUCCAUUACUUCACCUUCCCCUCCAUGGUGGGCUACACCUUGCCGUACGCGUGGAUCGGAAAUUCCGCGAAGCAGUGUCCGGAGGUCUGCGCUUACCCAUUCGCAGUCCCGGGAUACAUGGGCGGAGGUGGGCCCGGAGCACUCAAAUCCCCAAAUGAUGACGUCGGAAUCGAUGGAAUGAUCAGCGUGAUAGCUCACGAGCUUGCAGAACUGACCACAAAUCCUCUAGUAAAUGCGUGGUAUGCCGGGGAGGACCCGACUGCUCCAACGGAGAUAGGAGACCUUUGUGAGGGUCUGUACGGAACGGGUGGCGGUGGUGGGUAUAUAGGGCAGGUGAUGAGAGACAGAAAAGGUAGGACCUUUAACAUGAAUGGAAGGAGAGGGAGGAGGUUCUUGGUGCAAUGGGUAUGGAGUCCAGUUCUUAAAGCUUGUGUCGGACCAAAUGCUCUUGAUUAGUUUAAAUCUUUUUGGAUGAGAUUCCAUGCUUUUGAAUCAUAAUCCUUGCUGGGUUUUUGAUUUGAUUUGAUUUGAAUUCUUCCUAUAUGGAUUGAUUUCAAGAUAGAUGGAUAUAGAGAAGAAGAAAUGUGGGUGGAGCUGCUGCUGCUGGUGGUGGAGGGAAGUGGCCAAGGGGGAUGAUUUUGCUUAUUGUAAUUUUUUGCUUCAUUAGUUGUUAAUUAUAGGUGUAUUUAUUUGUAUUAGAAUUUUAUGCAUUCAAAUAUAUACAAAUCCAGCUCAAUUUGAUCUCUCCACA
Tripterygium wilfordii is the source of this 1745-nucleotide messenger RNA. Its product is annotated as protein EXORDIUM-like 5. The record is from RefSeq and is a predicted model, not a curated record. Lineage: Eukaryota; Viridiplantae; Streptophyta; Magnoliopsida; Celastrales; Celastraceae. The transcript has a single exon. Bases 401 to 1450 code for a protein of 349 amino acids.